Molecule: messenger RNA, 516 nt
Organism: Cryptomeria japonica (Japanese cedar)
Lineage: Eukaryota; Viridiplantae; Streptophyta; Pinopsida; Cupressales; Cupressaceae
Product: calmodulin-like protein 2
Exons: 2
Coding region: 1-516 (171 amino acids)
Molecular function (GO): enzyme regulator activity; calcium ion binding
Source: RefSeq, a predicted model, not a curated record
AUGGCCGAUCUGGAUGAAAUUCGUAGAGUGUAUGAGAUGUUGGAUGAAAAUGUUGACGGAGUGGUGAACGUGGGUGAACUGUGUGGCUUCAUGAACAAGCUUGGAAUAUCAAUGUCGGAAGAUGAUGUGAGAUCUAUACUGAGAAAACCACUCCAAUCUGAGGAUUGUUGCAGUCUUCGAUUUGAAGAUUUUGUUGAGUUUUAUCGAUACAUUUUCUACUCUCAAGAUAAUGAAGAAAAUGACGAGUCCGAAGAUUUGAUGGAGGCGUUCAGGGUUUUUGAUCAGAACAAAGAUGGCUAUAUUUCUUCUAAUGAACUUCAGCACGUCCUGUCCACAAUGGGAUUGAUUCCACGGGGACAAGAUCCGCAAAAAUGCGAGAAAAUGAUUUGCAGAUUUGAUACGGAUUGUAAUGGAGUCUUGGAUUUUUCUGAAUUCAAAACCUACGUUCUAAAUGUAACAAAUAUAACGAGCAGGUCUCCAGCUGAAGUAAUUUCACAUCUGUCAAUGUAUUCCUAA